GAGCAUCUUGUCCAAACUUCCAUUAAAACCACUCCCUCCCUCAUCACCAACCAAUUGCUUUUGAUGUCCCAGUUUCGCUCUUCCUUCAUUCCUUCCCUCCAUCCCUCCUCCUCUCCAUUUGCUCUUUACGUCAGUCCUCCUGCGCAUUUAAGUUGCCAAACACCCCCCCCCCCUUUAUCUAGUUCUUUUGCGCUUGUGCAUGCAGUGUUCUCUAGACUGUUUAUUUUCAAAUUUAGUUUGCGACUGUCGGAAGCAGGGCGCCGAGGCGAUAAUGUGGAGUGUCCGUCUGCAAUAACAGCGUGUGACGAGUUUCACGGGUGGGGAUCAAGUGUGCAUUGAAGGAGAGAGAGAGAGAGAGAGAGAGAGAGUAGUGGUAGUAGUAAGAGUAGCCCAGGAUGAGUCCGCCAACCUCGGUGCGCAGCACUGUCGCCAAGACAGAGAACGAUUUGGCCGAAAAGGUGGCUCUUUCUAUGAAGGACUCAGGGUUUCGGUUUGGGUUGAGGAAGCAGGUGAAUGGCAGUAGUAACCCUUCGUUGAAAGUAAGCAAGGAUUCUCACCGGAUCAGGAAGCCGCCGUCGCCACUCCCGCAGAUACAGUACCGUCCCCCGAUCAUUAUUCAUACGUAUUCGCCAAAGGUGAUCCACACCCAGCCGGAUGACUUCAUGUCGCUUGUCCAGAAACUCACAGGUUCCAGUGAUACCAGGUUGCGAUUUAAGAAGACCUCUAACAAGGAAAACUCUGGCACCCGCAAGGAUCAUAAAUCUUGUGAACCUUGUGGCGGAGUACAGUCCACAGAUUCAGCUAGUCUCGAGCGACAAGGGUCAGGAUCGUCAACUACUACCAACUGUGGCUCGUCCUCAGUCUCUGAUGAAUCUGCUGUUCAAGUCUCUGAUUCUUGCGAAGGUGAGGUAGGUAUCAAGCAGUCCAACUCGCCAAGGAGUCCCUUAGACUCUCCCUUCGAAUUCGACAACAGCGACCCCAUGUUCUCUCCGUUUGAUUUCCCUACAACACUCGUCAGCAGCACGUUCAAUUCCCACACAGUCAAGUCGGAGCCGAUGUUUUCAUUUCCAAAAGAUAAUUCCUAUAAUUUCUACACCGACGACACGAACCCGGCACUUGUCAAGCCAGUUUCGGCUGGGUUGCCGAAGAGUUUCGCCCGACCCCAAACGCAACAAGAAUUGGUCAAUCCGUAUGGGAACUUCUACACAAACUCUUCUGUCCCAUCAUCGAGCUACCUUUCCUCUAGUCUCAUGACUACUCUACCUGAUCUCUCAGCAGGUACCCAGAGCUGGUCUCAAUCUUUUCUUGACUUACCUUCUAGCCCCGUUCACUCGGGCUACUUCGGGCUACAGGCGCCGUAUCAACGCCAGCGCCCACUCCAACAAUACGCUGGAGCAUACUCUGCGUCGUCGGAGGGAAACAUGGUUGCUCUGGAGAACAUCCACACCUUCAUGAUGACAUAAUCUCAAGUUUGAAUUCGUUAUAUCUGCGAUGCUUCGGAGGCUGGCGCUUUGUAACAGAGGUUUCGUGCCAAUGCCUCAAAAUUUUUGGUGGUGUAUCUAUCUCUUGAAGGAGGGGAGCCAACGGAUAAACAUGAUGCUUUAGGUUUUAGAAGAGUGUACCAUGACUGUGAGGGGUAGUCCGACAUCAGCUUGUAGAGCCCUGUACAUUGUAGGCACAGAAGGUUAGGAUACUAACCAACAUUGACACGGGUAGGUAGUUAUUGGACUUCAGCGCGGAAGUUAUGUGUUGCUUGUAGCGGGAGCGUCACGUCAACGACAAGUUUACAACUUAGUUUUUGACCGGGAGUGUAGAGGUCUACACGACGAUGCCAAGUGUUUCGUUAUCAGGGUAGAGUUGGGCUCAUCUCGACGUUGAGAUAAGGAUACGUCCAAACAGAAAGAGAGAUAGGGUAUUCAGAGAUGGGUCUUCUUCAAGAUGGCGGGUCACAUCUCGUGUUGUAACAUAAUCACGUUUACGAUUGCAAUUACAGCAUGCCACUGACCGGAAGUACACUCUUUUGCAAGCA
Physcomitrium patens is the source of this 2029-nucleotide messenger RNA. RefSeq lists its product as uncharacterized. NCBI's taxonomy places the organism in Eukaryota, Viridiplantae, Streptophyta, Bryopsida, Funariales, Funariaceae. The record is from RefSeq and is a predicted model, not a curated record. Gene Ontology annotation, cellular component: nucleus.